AUGGAAACUACGGACCUGGAGGCCCUGGGUUCGAACUGUAUGAAUGCGUAUUAUAAGCAUCCAGCGGAUCCUGAUGGCCGCGAGAGACUAGUCACACGCGCGGCAGACAGAAUUAUGUGCAGACUAAUGGUAGGAGCAUUAUAUUUUAUGAAUGACAACAGGUGGCGCCUGUGGGGUGGGAAUAUGGUGGUUAGUAAUGAUGAUGAGCUGACGGAAUAUGUGAGAUGUGCAACAGUGAAUAUGUAUAUGGAAAUACUGAAGGAAUCAUCAUGUGGUGGAGACUGGGGUUUAUAUUAUGCAUGGUACACAAUGAAAGAGAUGGAAGACGGGAUAGGGAGUGGUUUAAUAACCAAAGGUAAAUGUGGGCACGCAGUGUUUCAAAACAUAAAAGCGUCAGAGUGGGAUAUGGGGAACAAAAUUAAGCAGUGGCUACGGCAGAAUGCACGGAUGAAUGGAAAAAUAGCAAGAUCAGGUCUAAAAUCCAAGUGUAGUAGAGCAAUUGCAGACAUCGAUAAAGUAAAGAAAGGCGGAACAAAAGAUAGUUUGAAUGUUCUGAAGGCAGGAGUAGAGAAAGACAUAGGGGACACAUUAAAGGCAGCAAUGAAAAGCGUUAUGAGGCAAAUCAGCAAAGAAGUUAAGGCAACAAUGAAGGGCUCGGGGGAUAAAGGACCUGGUUCCACAAUAGAACCCGAAUGUGACUCUGAGGAAGAUGACACAGGGGAAUUGUCAGAUUCAGAAGAAGAUAAAGAACAGGACCACUAUUCAAGCAUACCAGCCAGUUACCGAAACGCCGGCAACGCCACAGGAACCUCCAGCUAA
This is a messenger RNA of Plasmodium fragile, 819 nucleotides long. RefSeq lists its product as uncharacterized. The coding region runs from base 1 to 819 and encodes 272 amino acids. NCBI's taxonomy places the organism in Eukaryota, Apicomplexa, Aconoidasida, Haemosporida, Plasmodiidae. The transcript is spliced from 2 exons. The record is from RefSeq and is a predicted model, not a curated record.